Molecule: messenger RNA, 402 nt
Organism: Camellia sinensis
Lineage: Eukaryota; Viridiplantae; Streptophyta; Magnoliopsida; Ericales; Theaceae
Source: RefSeq, a predicted model, not a curated record
AUGAGGCGGUCAUUAUUUCUUAAUAUUUUACAUAAUCUUCAACAAGUCAACAAGCACUUCAUGCAAACCCAUGAUGCCACUGGUGCUCCUAGAUUAUCCAGUGUACAGAAGAUGACUGCUGCACUUUGGAUCCUACAACACAGCGCACCUGCUGAUCCUGUAGACGAGUACAUCAGAAUCAACGAAACUACUGCAAUUGCAGCCUUGAGUUUCUUUACCAAAACGAUUAUUGCUAUCUAUGAAGGCGUUUACUUAAGAUCCCCAAAUGAGGCAGAUGUCACCAGAUUAUUGCAAAAGGGAGAGCAACACGGGUUUCCCGAAAUGUUAGGAAGUUUGGAUUGUAUGCACUGGCGUUGCGAUACAUGUUUAACUGCCCAAGCCAGUGCUUACACUGGACACUAA